CCAAUCACACAGCCGACCGUCGCAUACUGUAGAUACGUGGUGACACCAUUACCACUCCAAACUCAGACCAUUUAUGCCAAGCGUCUCCAAACCAAAAACUUGCUCAAAGCAUCGUGGCAGGGGGACAGAGAAAAGCCAGGGAACGUUGUGCGGACACACCCGGCGAGCCUGACCUCAAACGCCAAAAGCAGACCAGCUCCACCGCAGCCAACAAAACAAUAACUUAUGCGACUCGAAGGUGUCCCGGCUCAUAUUCACAAGAAGGGAAGCAUUGUCUAUGUAAAAAUAUUCAGUUAUGAAAGUUGUUGGAAGAAACACUGGGGUGAGUCCCACGACGAGCAUUUCAAGCUAGAUACACUAGAUGGAAAGAAGGAAUACGGUUGCAUACCUAGCUGUCCCGGCAGCUUCGAACGCGCUGCCUUAUUGACGCAUCAAUGGGAGGAGCAUGCGGAGGAACCUGACGCGGGGGCUCGUUUUGAAACUACGAACAGCCACCAGAUUUCUUCCACCAGAAAUACCUUUCCAGGGGCUUCUUGUCAACCUCCAUCUUCCUUCCAGCAAAUUUAUAGCAAUCAGCCCCAGCCAGGGCCUCAAUACGUCAAAUACGACACACCCGACGAUGGCUUGAAUGUCAAAUGUGGCAGUUACCCCGACAUCCUUACGGAGACUUUCCCCGACAACAGUACUUCUCACGGAAACUUGCAUGACACCUCAUUAGUUCAGGCAAGGGCAUUACCUGAAGCGUCGAAUGACACCACACAAGUCUGGAGCGGAGCGACAUCUGCGCCCCCCACUUUCAACGCUAACUACGGCCUCGGCAUCGAUCUUUCUCAAGAGUCCUACAUGGGUCAUCAGAUCUUUCCUGAAUUCGGUCAGGAUGGUGAUACCUCCGACGCUGUACAGAAAUCCACUGAGUGGAGCAUAGGGCCGAAUCCUUAGCUCGUGCUUAAAACGCCAACAUUGUACGCUAUAUUUACCCUUCUACUUUUGCCUCGACGACCGCUCAGCAU
Molecule: messenger RNA, 1010 nt
Organism: Bipolaris sorokiniana ND90Pr
Lineage: Eukaryota; Fungi; Ascomycota; Dothideomycetes; Pleosporales; Pleosporaceae
Exons: 1
Coding region: 226-939 (237 amino acids)
Source: RefSeq, a predicted model, not a curated record